AAACUUCUUUGUAAUAACUUUUUUAAUUUAUAGUAGAAAGAAAUCAUUAAAAAUCAAAUAGUGGAGUGAAAAGGAUUAAUUAAACAAUUUAGUAACUAUGUCGUCUUUGCAUUUUGUCGUAUCAAUUAAUGGAGGUGAUCAAUUAAACGACAGAAUACGCGAAGUCGCUGAAAAGAUCAACAAAUAUGGAACUCAAACAUUUCCAGCAUUGCAUUCAUUGAAGAUACCUGUGAAACAGGUUGUUAUUGGAAACACAUACUUAGGUGUCCUCUUAGCAGAUGGUAGAGCUUUUCGUGUCGCAUAUUCGGUUAUUGCUGAACGUUUGGAUCUGAGCAAACAUGACACAUCGAAUAAAAAUAAUGGUACUAAUCCUGGAAAUGGAGGAACUACUAAUAGCGGUUCAGGUGGCAGUGGAACAUCGAAAAAUGCGCAGGCUUCAUCUCGUCAAUUGGCACGAUCAACUCGUGCAAGAAUUAUGAGAACUAACGGAAGUUCCGUUCGUGGACAGACAUCAAGAAGUACUGGUGUCAUUAUUGGUGGUACAACAUCGACUGGACGCUCUCUCGUUCAUACGGUGCCUGCCACAUUCGUACCAGAAGAGCUUAUUUCGCAAGCACAAGUAGUAUUACAAGGAAAAAGUAGAAAUCUCAUUAUUCGCGAAUUGCAAAGAACAAAUCUGGAUGUUAAUCUCGCUGUAAACAAUUUAUUGUCACGUGAUGACGAGGAAGGUGAGGAUACAGAAGAAGGCAGUGAUAAUUAUGUCCCCGAGGAUUUGAUUUCAUUACUCGAUAGUGGAAUACACCCUGACCCAAGCUUACUCCUUGAUAAUGAUGCAAUGUUUUCAGAAGAUAUGAGGACAUUUAGGAAUUUAAUGCUCAGCAGUCGUGAUCGAAUGCAAAGUUCCUCAUCACAAUCGGCAAAUCAAAAUGAUAGCAACAAUUUGAGAGCAAGUGGAAGUGGAUCAGUUAGUGCUGUCGUAACUGGUUCUUCGGGAAAUAGUACUAGCUUAACAUUUGGUAGGAUUAGAGAUAGGACAUAUUUUGGUCCACGUAGAUGGUUCCAAUCAAGUCGUGAGGAGGUGCAAUGGGAGAAGGAACAGGAUAGCAGAAGCAAAAUGGAUACAUCAUCCGGCUUCCCGCUAUGGAUCUCAGAUGAUUUAGAAUUUUGGCCUGACAAGGACGGAACUCGAUUCUCUCAAAUUGCAUCGCUUCAUUCAGAAUUCAUUGCUGUCUCAACAAAGGGUGAAUUGCAUCAAUGGAGAUGGAUUGAUCGUGAGCCUUACAAAAAUAACGAAUUUUCAAAUAUUCAUCAUCCAAAAGUUCAAGCAUUAAGCUUAGUCUACGAGAAAGUCGUCCAUAUUUCAGCAACAACAAUUCGUUGCUCUGUUGUUACAGAAAGUGGAAAGAUAGCGACAUGGAUGGAUGAACAGCUCGGAUAUGCAGGAAAUAAAUUAGAACAUCCCGCAACAAGUUAUCCAGAAUUUACACUCGACAAGAUAAUUUCAUUAAAUACAUGCUCACUUUAUACAAUUGCACGUACUGAGAGUGGUGAACUAUUCUGGUGGGGUGUGUUGCCAUUUAGUCAACGUAAAAAGAUGUGGGAAAAAUACAAAGCAAAAUCGAAAAAGCCACAAAAGAAAGAUAAAGAUAAGGAUUCUGCACAAAAUGAAAUUAUUGUUGGUGCUCAAGUCUGUAUGAAAAAUAUUCCAAUGUAUCAACCUGGUGCUAUUGGCUUUUGCAUUUCAAAUGGCGUUCCAAAAGUAGGUCAGCUAAUGAAUGCCGCUUGGGAUUUGCAGAACAUAUGUCGUUUUAAAAUUCUUCCCAUGCCACAACAAAUUGGAACAUCGUCAUUGUCUUCUUCUAAUGUAGAGAAGGAAACGAUGUCAAAAAUUAAUGUACCAACUUCCACAUCAAAUUCAAGUGGUUCAUCAUCAAAUGUUGGAAAUAAGGAGACAACAGAUCGUAUGGAUAUGCCACCACCACCAUCACCGGCUAGUUCUACAUGUUCUGAUACAUCGAUUAGUGUAAAGAGAAAGAGAAUUGUUCAAAAGGACGAUGCAGAUGGAAAGAAAGAUGAAGAAUUAUGGAACUUGAAGGAUGUUGUUUUUGUUGAAGAUUUGCGUUCAGUUCCAAUAGGAAAAGUUCUUAAAGUUGAUGGGCAGUAUGUUGCAGUUCGCUUCCAAAACACAAGUUCAAAAGAAAAAUUUGAUGAGUCAUCAUCUGAUGCAUGGCAAGAGUGCCGUUUACUUCGUAAAGACGAACUUCAAUUAAUUAAAUCGAAUGCGAAUUCUCGUGUUCCUGAUUGCAUUCAAAAAAUUCCUCGUCGUGUUGUGCUCAAUCAGCAAUUAAAUGAAAAUUCUCAACUUUUGGCACUGACAAUUGACUCGAAAGGAAUUCAUACAAUAAUGAAGACUGGACAGAAACUUCACUAUUCACAUUUCAAUUUGAGUAGUGGAAGAUUAGAAAAAACUAGCAAUUUCCCGACCGAUCUUAAUUCGUUCAUGGGUAAACAGCCUCAAAAUAUAUCAAUUCAAUGUGCCGGUGAUCAAGCAGAAAGUAUUUUAAUUUUGCGAGAUGGAAAUAAGACUAUUUAUCCUCUAGCUAAGGAUUGCGUUGAAUCAAUUAGAGAUCCACUUUGGAUGGACUUACCACCACUGAGUUGCGUGGCUGCAACGCCCGUCACCAUUCAUUCAUCAAAUUCAAAUACGAAAACGCAAAUUACAUUAUUAGUUUUGGCAACGGAACAGCAAAUGCUUAUGCCAAAAAUCAUGCGAUGUGAUGUAGAUGCUGUUAAAUAUUUCCUGCAGCAAUUGAAUAACGAACUGAAAUCACAAGUUACAUCUGUUGUUCAGGAAUUUUCUGAUGGAAAUAGAAAUAUAUUGCAUGCUUGUAUAUCGCAAUGCUCUCCAACAUCUAACAAGGAUUCAGAUACGGAUUUAUUAUCUGCUGUUAAUACAGCCACUAAUCCAGGAUUGGAAUGCAUUAAUACAAUUGCAAACUCGAUGAUUGGGUCACGUUCUUCUAGCAAUAUACGUGAUUUGAUGAGAAGAUCAUCCUCAACUUCUGCUUUGGCAGGUGAGGUUCAUCACAUGUCAACAUCAGGUGUCUCGGUUACAUCUGCAGACGAUAAUUCAAUUAACUUGUCAUACUGGCCAUCUGAAUAUGAAGGUGGAAACUCAGGUGACGAAGACAGUUUGAGUGGAAUUCAGAUUCCUAAACCACAACAACCAACACAUCCAGCUGAAAUUUACGUAUCAGAUCCAACUGAAAGACGUUUAAAUGCUUUACUAAGUGUCCAGUUAAUUUGUGAAAAUCAAGCGUUUCAACCACAUUUACGUCAGUUGCUUAGUUCUAAAGAUGCAACAGGUCAAACUCCAUUCAUGCUUGCUGUUUCAAGUCGCUCUUAUCAAGCUGGAAUAGUUUUAUUUGAUACAAUUCUUAAAAUUGCUAAUGGAGAUGCGCAAGUAAGAGAUUCGAUGGUGUUUCCUAAUGGAUCAACACCAGAUCAAUCUCCGUUACAUGUUUUGUGUUGUAAUGAUACUUGCUCAUUUACAUGGACCGGUGCUGAUCAUAUUAAUCAAGAUAUUUUUGAAUGUCAAACUUGUGGCUUAAGCGGUUCUCUAUGCUGCUGCACGGAAUGUGCAAAGGUAUGUCACAAAGGACACGACUGCAAAUUAAAACAAACAACUCCGACUGCAUAUUGUGAUUGUUGGCAAAAAUGUAAAUGCAAAGCUUUAGUUGCUGGAAAUCAAACAAAACGUACGGAAUUAUUAGAAAAAUUAAUUAAAGAUACUGAUCUUGUUAUGCGUUUCAACUCGCGUGGAGAAUCAAUUUUGCUCUUCCUGAUUCAAACAGUCGGUCGUCAAUCGAUUGAACAGAGACAAUACAGAUCAACAAGAGUUCAACAGAGAAGUUCUGGAAGUUAUUUAAAUAGGAAAACUCCAUCGAUUGAUACUGAAGGAGAAAUGCCUGAACAUGAUUUGGAACCACCAAGAUUUGCUCGUAAGGCAUUGGAGAGAUUGCUUGGUGAUUGGAAUGCAGUAAGAAGCAUGAUACAGACUGGAGUGGAAACUGAAUUCAAUUUAAACACUUUCACAACCCAAAUUUUUUAUGAGGAUAAUGAUAGCAAGAAUCUUUACAUAAACUCUCAAAGCGGAACAAUUAUGCUGGAUAAAUUUACUCACAUUCUGUUCUUCAGAUGUAAUAAUGAGCCACUUGAUGCUUUGCUUGCCACUUUGAUUAAAGAACUUCAAAAUGAAGCUAUUCCAGGACGAGUUGAUGAAGCACAAAAGGUUGCAAGACGCUUCGUUCGAUCCGUUGCUCGUGUCUUUGUAAUUUUCAGUAUUGAAAAGUCAAACAAUCCAGAUAAGCAGCGUAAUUCAACAAUGCAAGCUCGCUUAAUGCUUGCUUACCGUCGUGUAUUCACAUCCUUAUUGAAAUUUGCUAUUGAGGAAUUAGCUGAAAUUGCUGAUGCUUUAAUUGCACCAGUUAGACUUGGAGUUGUUCGUCCAACAGCUCCAUUCCAACUGUUAACAUCUGGUGGAAAUAAUUUAGAUGCUGACGACUUAUUCUCUGUUGAGCCAUUAGCUCCAGCUUCUCGACAAAGCACUAUAGUUGAUGCUGUUGCUUCCCGAAUCGAUAGUGAAACAUCUGAAAGUGGCUUUUUGUCACGAAUUUCAUCAGCAUUAAGAAAUGAACUGGAUAAUGAUGCAGACGCAAUGGUUCAAGAUGAUGGUGACAUAUCUGAACAAGAUGAGGCACAGUCAGUCAUUCAUUCACGUCAAAAUAUUAGUAACAAUAAUAAUAACAAUGUUGUCGAUGACGUUCCUGAAGAUCAAAUUGGACAAGGCGAUGGACAUGAAGCUGAAAGUGAUAAUGAAUUCAAUUUCCAAGAAGCUGAAACUGAGAGCGAUUCAGAUGAUAAUCAAAGUACUCAAGAUGCUGGACGAAGUGUCCAAACAGGUGCAACAGCUGGUUCUGAUACUGGUUUAUCUAAUUUCGUUUUAAUCAAUGAAGAUGACACAGGUGACUCAAGUCAGCAAGAUGAAGAAAAUUCAGAAGACGGCGAUAGUGAUGAGCAAUCGACAGAAGAAUUUGUACUUGAUGAUCCAACUGAUAGAAGAACAUCAUCGACUAAUUUACAAAGAAGUAAUGCCCCACCACAUUCAUUACAUUGGGCAAUAAGGAAUCGCGAUACUACAAGAACAACAAGCUUACAUCGUUUAGCUGGAGCAUCAAAUCUUGUAUUUAUUGAUCCGAGUGCUAUAAGAAGAUCUGCUUCUGCCAAUGCAGUUGCGCAAGAAUCGCCUACAAUGGCUACAACAUCGAGUGCAUUGGCACGCGCCUUUGGAAUUGUAUUGAGGCAAAUUAGUGAACUUGUUGGAAUGUUGGCAUGGAAAUUUAGUUGUCCAUCAUCAAAUAGCUAUCAGAGCUAUGAUUUAACAUAUCAAGAAGCUGUUCAACUUCAAAUGUACGUUGAGAAACGUUUGAAACCCACAUGGGAUUGGAUAUUAACCGUAAUGGAUGCAACAGAAGCACAACUACGAUUUGGAGCAUCAUUAACAGACUCAGCAGAUUCUGCACAUCCACUUCAUCCACACAAUUCAAACUCAACCACUACAACAACACCUGCACCAAACGCUGGACCGCCACUACAAAGAUCAAAUCGUACAGUCACAAUUCAAAUGCUUACACCAAACUUAUCAAACUCAAAUAGUGGCAGUCGUGCGCGUGAUCGCAACGGUGCAGACAAUUCAACAAGCCGUCGUGACUUUUUGAACUAUUGCUUGUCAUUGAUGAGAUCUCACAAUUCAGAACAUCGUGAUUCUUUACCGGUUUUGGAUGUCACUGCAUUAAGACAUGUUGCUUUUGUACUUGAUGCUGUAAUUUUCUAUAUGCGUGCUUCAAAUGAAAUUGAAUGUGAUCGAAAUGAUUCAAAUACUUGGAUUGAUGAAUCUAUGGAUGAUAAUGAGAAUGAUGAUGAUGUAGAUGAAUUCGCAUCCUCAAUUGUUAUGGACACAGACUCAAUUGAUGAAAAUGAUAUGAUUCGUCCAUCACUUGGCAAGAGACAUGGUUUCUUUCAAAGAUCUGAAUCAACUUUGUGUCUUGGAUGUCCAACACCUGAUCCAUUCACUCCAAUGGCUGAGUCAUUGCCUUUGGCAGAACAACCGCAAUUACUUCAGCCUAAUGCUAGACGUGAAGACUUAUUUGGAAUGCCAAAACAAGCCAUAACUGUUCCAUCAACAAAUAUUGAAGCAACAGUAGCUUCAUCAACAUUGGAAUUGCCACCAAUUAAAUUAGGACUUUCUGCUCAAUCGAGAGAUGUGAUGCAAAAUAGUGCUGCAAAUACUAGCAAUGUUGUAAUUUCGGUUACACCAUCAACAUCUGAAAGUCAAGCUGAACCAAUGGUCAGUGAUGAAAAAUCAAUAGCUAGUGUAUCACAAGUUAAGGAUAUCCCAACACCCUUGAAAUUAAAGAGACCACAUUCACCACCACAGGCAGGAUCAUCAAAAGCAUACCUUGAAAAUUAUGAGGAUGACGAUUAUGAUGAAAGUAUUAAUGAAGAACCACAGAACUUGUCCACAAAAAUGAACAAUACAGAAAAAGUAGUUCCACAGCAAAUUGAUAAGCAUAUUUACGAUGAUUCUGAUGAAAGUGAUGAUGACAGCAUGCAAACGCCUGCUGCUAAGAAACAUAGACUGAUGGAGACAGGAGAAACUAUUCAUCCUAAGGAGUAUGCAUUAAUGCGAGCAUCUGAAAAAGAAUCAAAAUCACCACCUCCAGAAGAACAAGAAAUUGAUCCUUCAAUUCGUCCACCAAUAAUUGUGGUCACAAGACGAAAUGUAGCAGAAGCCAUUGAUGCAGCAACUGCGAAUAUUUUGUCAAAAAAUAAGAAGACGACUUUAAGUGAAUGUGUUGCACCUGAAACACCAAUCAACUUCUUGCCUAAUAACUUUGUGUACGAAGGCAAGCAAGGCGAAAAUGAGCCAGGUGCAAGCAAAUCUAGUGUCAUCGUUCGUGUUGGACCAUCGGCAUCUCAAAUUGACCCAUCAAUGGAUACAAUGGAUGAACAUCAAGAAGUAUCUGCAAAUGUUACAAUUGAAACAACCAACACACUGGGACCAUCACAACAAGUUGUACAGGAGUUGCCACCAAGAGGUGUUUAUUUCCGCUCAAAUGUUACAUCUGAUCUCUUACUAGGACGAUGGAGAUUAUCAUUGAUACUUUUUGGUCGAGUAUUCCAGGAAGAUGUAGGUAUGGAGCCUGGAAGCAUCAUUUCAGAACUUGGAGGAUUUCCAGUUAAAGAGGCUAAAUUUAGACGUCUUAUGGAAAAGUUAAGAAAUGGUCAACAACGUGAUUUAACGCUGUCAAAAAUUGAUCGUGCUCGAAAUUGCCUCAUUCCACAAACCUUUAAAGAACUGAAUACACAAUAUAAUAAUAACAAUAGACGGAUCCAGCCUCCAUUAGCGUUCAAUCGUGUCAAAGUAACAUUUAAAGAUGAGCCUGGCGAGGGAUCUGGUGUUGCACGUAGUUUCUAUACAUUAAUAGCCGAAGCAUUGUUGUCGAGAGAGAAUCUUCCCAAUUUGGAAAGUGCACAAGUCGGUUCGAGUAAAUACAAUGUUCCAUUCAGUACAAUGAUAAGACAACGAAAUCCCUCGGGAAGUAAUCAAUCACCAUCCGUAACAAUUGCAAGUAAUAUUGCAUCAAGUGUACAAUCAAGAGAUCUUUCUGAGCCAUUACGCAGAUUAACAUCAAAACGUACAUUGUGGAGGAAUCGAGAUAACCGUAAAGUUCUGUUAAAUUAUGAUGCGAGACCAUUUAGGCCGUCAAGUGAAGGAGGAAAUAAUGAUCAUUUGAGUAAUCAUCAGCAACAAUUAGGCGAGAGAAUUUACAACAAAGUUUAUCAAAUUCAUCCAACACAAUCAUCGAAAAUUACUGGAAUGCUUUUAGAUUUGCCACCAACUCAAUGGAUUAUGCUCGUAUCAUCUGAUGAGACAUUGAGACAAAGAGCCAAUGAAGCAAUGGCAUUAAUUACAUUCCGUCAUCGUAUGGAUCGUGAAAAUAGCAGCAAUAGCAAUGCUGGAAACAGUGGAAAUAAUAACAACAAUAAUCCACAAUUAGCUGCUGUAUCAUUAAACAUUUCCAGUUCAGCAACCCUUAAUAUCAUCAGUACUGACUCAUCUCAAAAUAGUGUAGCACCCCAAGGGACGUCAUCUCAACAAAGCUCAAAGAAAUUAAAUCCAAUUGUUGUUCUUGAAGAUUGUCAAAAUUUAACUGUUGACGAUAAUGCACCAUUAUUCUAUCAACCUGGAAAGCCGAACUUCUAUAGCCCUCGACAAGGCUAUCCAUCAUUCGAGCGCAUUAAUGCUUUUAGAAAUGUCGGAAGAUUAAUUGGAUUAUGCUUACUACAAAACGAAUUGUUGCCAAUAUUCCUACAACGUCACGUUUUGAAAUACAUUCUCGGACGUCAAAUUCGAUUCCAUGAUUUAGCAUUUUUCGAUCCAAUUGUUUAUGAAUCAUUGCGACAAUUGGUUAAAGAUUCACAAAGUAAAAAUGGAGCACAAUUGUUACAAUCGCUUGAGCUUAAUUUUGUUAUUGAUUUAAUACCAGAAGAAGGAGGAGGUUCUGUUGAAUUGGUAAACAAUGGUCGUGACAUUAUUGUUAACGAACAAAAUGUAUAUGAUUAUGUUCGCAAAUAUGCUGAAUAUCGUAUGAUAAAAACACAAGAGAAAGCAUUGGAAGCAAUUCGUUCUGGUGUUUUUGAUGUUCUUCCUGAAACGGCACUCGACUCAUUAACUGCUGAAGACUUAAGACUCUUAUUGAACGGUGUUGGCGAUAUUAAUGUGUCUGUUUUAUCAAAUUAUACUUCAUUCAACGACGAAUCAAAUGAGAGUGCUGAAAAAUUGCAAAGAUUUAAGCGUUGGUUAUGGCAGAUUGUUGAACGUAUGACUAAUUUGGAGCGGCAAGACUUGAUUUACUUCUGGACGGGAUCACCAGCCUUACCGGCAUCAGAAGAAGGAUUCCAACCAAUGCCGACUGUAACAAUUCGCCCAGCUGACGACGCUCACUUACCAACCGCUAAUACAUGCAUUUCACGUCUAUAUAUUCCCUUGUAUUCAAGUAAAGCCGUUUUGCGCCAUAAAUUAUUGAUGGCAAUUAAGACGAAAAACUUUGGAUUUGUUUAAGUAGGAUAUUAUAUUUUUCCAAUUUAUUAUUAUCUAUUUAACUAAUUUAAAAGAAAAGAAUCAUAGAAUGAUAGGAUUGACUUACUUUAUUUAAUUUUUCAAGAAAUUCAUAGAAAUUUUCACACUGAAAUAAAAUUCAAUUAAAAAUUUCUUAUUUCUUAACUCUGCAAUGGGAAAUCAAUCGAGGUAUAAAAAAGCUUGAAUCUUUUCAAAAUUCAAUAAUUUAUGUGAUUUCAAAUAAUAAUUUACUGACAAACCUUUACGACAUGAAAAUAAAAAAAAAUAUUAAAAUAAAAAGAAAUCUUAUAAAAAAUUGUAAUUGCAGUUUGAAACUAUGGAAAAUAGUUAUAUAUGUUUUAGUUCUUACAAUAACAAAUUG
Molecule: messenger RNA, 9563 nt
Organism: Chironomus riparius
Lineage: Eukaryota; Metazoa; Arthropoda; Insecta; Diptera; Chironomidae
Source: the annotation of a GenBank genome assembly